GGAGAUUCUUAUGCCUACUAUGUGGGCCAAUUGCUGGAGAUGCUCUUACAUGUGAAGUUCAGAUCUGAAGCGUUUAGCUUCCGAAAACCCACGCCAUCGGCCGAGAGAAGAUCCUCUGAGAGAUCCGCCCCGAUCCCGCAGAACACCACGCCCUUCUUCCUCCUCAGAAAGUUCAACAUCUCGCCGCUUGUUUCCGGAUCUGAGCGAAGGAUCUGCGGCGUCGGGUCUCACUGGGGGAGGAUGAACUGGAUCGGGCGCAAGAUCCACCUGUACAAUGUCAACAUCGGCCUCUACAUGCUUGAUUGGUGGGAGCGCUACCUCUUCAAUACAUUGAUGCUUUGCCUUCUCUGGUACAUUCUACGGUAUCUCAUUGUGUUCUUUCAAAGUAAUCUGGAGACCAUCCUACAAGGUGCGAACUAUCUUCUACAAGGUAGUUAAUCAUCGAAGGCAAAAGAAUAUAUGUUGAUGGCUUUAUGGAACUCCCCCUGUAAUCUAUGUUUUGAUUAGUCUCGGCUGAGAAACUAGAAAGGAACGACUUAUGUGUUGUUGUGUUUGUAGCCGUCUUUUACUGUAUGAACUUGGCUAUACACUGUCCAUAUGUAUAGCCCUCUGUAUUUUGGAAUUUAGCUAUUUUUUUACCUUAUGUACUGUGGACAUUAAAUUAAUUUUCGCUGAAUCGUUUUUAUUA
This is a messenger RNA of Triticum dicoccoides, 688 nucleotides long. RefSeq lists its product as uncharacterized. The coding region runs from base 40 to 438 and encodes 132 amino acids. NCBI's taxonomy places the organism in Eukaryota, Viridiplantae, Streptophyta, Magnoliopsida, Poales, Poaceae. The record is from RefSeq and is a predicted model, not a curated record. The transcript is spliced from 3 exons.